CACACAUUUUGAUUGGUUGCUCAAGUAUUUUUUCUCCUGGGAUUUGUAGUAAAGUUUCCAGCUGUUAUUUAUUCCCCUGUGGAUUCUUCAACACAGGCUGGUCGCUACUUUGGAAAUACUUUUUCUUUUCUUGAUCAAACAAACUCUUUCUCCGACAAGUGCCUCUGAUUUGCCCACAGUGGCAAAGGUUUCUCGUGGAGCCGAUUUCUUUUUAUUGUGUAAGAUGCCUUCACUUCUUUUUUCAGCAACUGGUGUCUAAAAGCGGAUAUAUUAAUUCCGAAGCUUGCACAGGAAUGGAAUAAAAAACGCAGGUGUCUCAUCUACAGUCGUUUUUCCUGUUUGGGGCCUUUUUGACUUCCGAGAGGUUAAAAAGCAUCGGAGAAUAUAUAUAUUCCUUCAAUGAAUUUUGGAAGCUACACACUACCCAUGGGACGUCGUUUGUAGUGAAAAUGGCACAUCCGUGGAAGAUUCCUACGUAGAAAAUGUAUUUUAAUAUUCACAACCAGAUGGGUGGAAAGUUGGUACAGCAAGCCAACAGAGGUGAAUUAAAAAAAAGGAGCAACUGAUGUAAAGAUCUGAGUUCAUUGGAAAAAAUGGUGUAUUCUUCUAGUUCCUAAAUGGAAGCCUCUCCAUGGUGGCCACAGCAUUUCAGCAUGUGAUGCGGAUUGCCAAGAAAGACGCAGCACAUUUGCAGGAGAACAGAACAAUAUAAAGGAAAGGCCGCUCGGUGGUCAAAAUCAACAGGGGCUACGGCAACCAUUCAAUGCCAAGCCGUUCUUCGCCUUCUUUGCCAUCCAAGGAUAUAAAAGCAGAACAGGAUUGGAGACAUACAGAUGGUCUUCCAUGGGGAACUGUUUCUCUCAGACCAGCUCCGACGUUCUUCCUCGAAGGACCCAAGCGGUCGCCACAACCUACGCUGUUCAUGACCCCUUGGUUUUGCUUACCAUGUCAGGAUUUAUCUGGAGGAGACGGAGAAGGAGGACCUGAUCCCCUGCAAAGCUCCAAGCCUGGAUCCUCGUGGCACGACAGCACCUCUACAAGGAGCGGGAACUAAAGGAGACCAGAAGGAAGGGACGCCAGGCAACGCUUCUCAGCAAGGCUCACGCCGUCCCUCUGGCUCUUGUGUCCUCCACCUUCUUGUUGCCUGAGGUUGGAACCUGCUGAGGGGCCGAGGAGACAUUGCUGAGCAGUAUGUGUGGCCGGAGCGCGCUGCCGCAGGAGCUGGGAGCAUGAGUGCUGGCCCCCGGCUACAGCUGGCAGUCCUCUGGCCUUGGCUGCUCCUGGCUACGCUGCAGAUCCGGCUCGGCUACUCGGGACUGGCGCUGGCGGCGGCCAUGACCGCCGAGCGGUCCUCGGCCCAGAAGGCCAUCAUCCGGGUGAUCCCGUUCAAACUGGAGCCCCUCACCCUGGAAGGAGUCUUUGCGAGCGUUGCCGAGGUCAUGCCGGCUGAAGGGAAGCUCCUGCAGUUCCACCCCCUCUCUCUGUGUAACACCAGCGAGGACGAGCACACCGUCCCCGGAUUCGUCUCCAUCGUGAAGCUAGAGAGACCUGAACGAGAUCUGCACCCUUGCCUGUCCUUAGCCAACAAGGCCAAACUGGCUGGGGAGAGAGGAGCGCACGCUGUCCUGUUUGACAUUACCGACGAUGAAAGUGCUGCCGAUCAGCUGAGCAAACCCCGAGGACUCAGUCACCCUGUGGUCCUGAUCUGGGGCCACGACGCCGAGCUUCUGAUGGGGGUGGUGAAUAACAAUCGGGAGGCGCAUGUGAAGAUCGAGGUGAAGGAGAUGCCAGCCUGGCCCGACUAUGAUGUUUGGAUAUUCCUUACUCUCUUGAGCACCGCCUUGAUCAUCGCCUCUAUUUUCAUUGUCCGUGCCCGCUGCCAGCCCAGCCGGAGUCAGACCAACAUGCAGGAGGAGAUCCUCCAAGCCAUCCACCGGCUGGCCACACGGAGGUUCAAGGCCCGCCGUCGUUCAGCGCCCGCCACGGACUCCAUCAGCUCCUGCAGCUCUUCCCCGGUCUGUGCCAUUUGUCUGGAGGAGUUCAGCGAAGGCCAGGAACUCCGGAUCAUCACAUGUCUCCAUGAGUUCCACCGGCAGUGUGUGGACCCCUGGCUGCAAGAGCGACAGACGUGCCCGCUGUGCAUGUUCAACAUCAUGGAGCACGUUUCCUCGGCGUUACCCAUGUACUCCCAAGGAGAUCCACGUCCUCGGGGACCAGGCGGGAGGCCUCUUUUCUUUUUUUCUCUACUUCUCAUCCCAGAGCACGUUUCCUCGGCAUUACCCAUGUACUCCCAAGGAGAUCCACGUCCUCGGGGACCAGGCGGGAGGCCUCAUCUUUUCCGUCAACACCCCGGUCGCGCCGUGUACCGUUUCCCACGCAACCUCCCCCCGAUGGCUCCCAUAAACUGCUCUGCCAUGCUCCCUCACGGCCACCCUUUCUUCCAGUCCCCUGAGCUCUCCCAGCAGAAUUUUGAGACCGUGCAUUACUGGCCUUACAGACCGGUGACCCCUGACCCGUGGUGUGGCCACCCGCCUCCCCUCGCUCGAGGCCUGCUGGCGGGCCAGCCCCAAGACCCCGCAGCGUGCGAGCCAGCUCGGGCUCCUCGGAGGCCCUGCCCGCUCACCCACCAGGCCUCUUGUCGAGCCCUCCGGGCGCCACUGGCCACCAAACUGAGCCGGGGUUUCCCCCUCCAUCGGGGACUCCGCCACGGCAGGCAUCACCACCAUCACCACCAUCACCGCCAGAGCAGCGGAUCCGGAGAGAUUUACCUGACGGAACCCAGCGGGUACCUGCCGGACGGCCCCGGGAGCGACUCGAGUUCGGGUCCCUGUCACGGCUCCUCGAGCGACUCCAUGCUGAACUGCACGGAUGUGAGCCUCCAAGCCAUCCACGGCAGCUCCUCCACGUUCCACAGCUCCCUGAGCAGCGAUUACGAUCCGUUUGCUUUCUGCGGCUCGGAAAGCCCGGCGGCGGGGAAUGGGCGGGAGGUGCCUGCCUCAUGGCGAGACCCCCUCCCUCGGUCCCUCGACCCGGUGGCGACGGGCAGAGUGCCGCUCACUAGCAGCCACAUCCACUACCACCACCACCGGCACCACCAUUACGGACGCGCCCCUCCGGAUUGUCCGAAUGCCACACCGGGCCAAGGGCCAGAUCCGAGCAGGACUAGACAUCCGAGGACCACAAAGAGCGCCCAGGUGCCAAAAAGGACAGAGAAAGGGACGAGGCCCGACAGCCGCUUGGCCUCUCCGGAUGUCACUCGGGUCGGGCGGGUCACCAGUUUGCUUGAAAGGCCGCACGGGUGUUCUGUGCCCGAGGGACCUCAUGCCAGUCCGGGUGAGGGUGGCGACAGGCCAGCUGCUGGUCCGUGCGUAUCCCAAACCCCCUGCCUGCAAAUCCACCCUGGUCGUAGGAGAGGGAAAUGCCCCUUCAACGCUUCCCAAAUCCUUCUCCCCAAAGAUCCCCCCGUGGCCCAAAAUUUCAGUCUUCCCGGACCUCUUGCUUCCAGUUCUGGGACCUGCUGCUCCUCCGAGGUCCAGCCUCUGCUGGCUGGUGGUCCUUCUGAGCCUCCUGCCCUGUCGUUGUCCCGGGUCUCCUCAUCCUUAGCACUACACUCCACCACGGAGCCUCCGGAGGAGGAGCGGGCGUACGGCCUGGGCCGACUGGACUGCAAGCCCACCUUUUCCGGAGAACAGUCUGGGACAGAGGCCACGGGAACAAACGCCAGCCUUUACCUCAACUGCCAACUUCGGCAACACCUUCAAGGACCCGAAGACGAUGUCCCAGACGUGUUCGAACAUUCGGUAUGACAGGCCGUGGGUUUGCUGGCUGCGUUGGGACGGCCUUGGACAACGAGCCGGUUUCCAAACCAGCGAGAAUGGGCUGCUUCCUUGCAAAGUUCUCGAGCUUUCCUUUGGCAAUCGUACGGCAGUCUGAAGAUUUUGCAUCUCUGGACACCCCCCCCACACACACACACAUACAUACCUUCCUGCCAAACUCAGAUUGACUCCUGCAUCAAACGUAAGCUUUCUAAGGUCUCGCUGGGCAU
Pogona vitticeps (central bearded dragon) is the source of this 4045-nucleotide messenger RNA. Lineage: Eukaryota; Metazoa; Chordata; Lepidosauria; Squamata; Agamidae. The record is from RefSeq and is a predicted model, not a curated record.